This is a messenger RNA of Cannabis sativa, 1335 nucleotides long. Its product is annotated as CRIB domain-containing protein RIC4. Bases 431 to 1042 code for a protein of 203 amino acids. The transcript has 3 exons. Lineage: Eukaryota; Viridiplantae; Streptophyta; Magnoliopsida; Rosales; Cannabaceae. The record is from RefSeq and is a predicted model, not a curated record.
CCACUUUAAUAUGGUAUUAAAGUUUGGUCCGUGGGCACAAUAGCAAAAAACUAAUGCAACAAAAAAAAAUUCAAUCAACAAAAGUUGCAGGUUUUUGAGUUGCACAGUUUAACCAACUAACAACUCUCUUCUCUAACACACCCACUUAAUUAUUAUUAUUAUUAUUAUCAAUAAUAAUAAUCACAAUUACACUUUACUUAGUUUCUCGCCCAAUUUUAUACCAAACUGUCACACUGCCAUUUUUUUUAUAUCAUUCUAGCUAGCUUCUCCAUAAAGCCAAACAGAACACCUCGUUUUUUCUUUUCUUUUUUCCAAACUUUGGGAUCUUAAUUAAUUUAAUUCCAUAUAUAUAUGCCUACUCUUUUAGCUACUGUUUUUUGAGAUAAGUGUGUGUAUUUGUUCAUUUUUAAGUUUAGGUUUUUAAUAUAUAAUGAUGAUGAUGAUGAGAGAUCGUAUGGAGAGAUUGGUUGUGUUUCCAUUCGCCAUAGGUUGCAAUUCUGAGUCAAGUGUUGCUCUGGGAAAAAAUUCUACUACUGUCAACGAUCAACAACAGACACCAAGUGAUGAUCUUGAAGAGAAUAAGCCACCAAGAAGACGAGAAAAUACAGAGGAAACAAGUUCAUCGUUAUCUAGAUCAGUGAAGAAGAAGAAGAAUGGUUUCUUCAGUUUUCUGAAUCUGCCAAAGCGUAAUAUUUCCGGUGGCAUACAGAGAUUGAUUAGAAGCAUCAAAAGUUUUUCUCAGAUGUUUGUGUACAAGGAAGAAGAGUCAGAGUCAGAUGAGUCAGAAAAUGAAAUGGUAAUUGGAUUCCCAACCGACGUGAAGCACGUGACCCACAUAGGAUUAGAUGGGUCAACUACUCCAAACCCAAACACAGUAAAAGAAAUCAUGGGAAUCGGAAUGGGAAUGGGAUCUCCAGAAGUGCUUUCAUUCCCAACCAUUUCCCUUAAGCAGUUUGAGCUAGCAAUGGCUGCCCAGCAACAACCUUCACCUCCCGUCGAUGAUCUCAACCACAUUGUUAAACAAAAUCUUACAACACCUUGAUUCAUUUCAUUACAAAAAACAAAACAUUACUAAUCUUUCAUCCUGCGUUUGAUAUAUAUACAUAUAUAACUUCGAUCUUUUCUGGGUUUUUUAUUCAUUAAUGUUGCAAAUUAAUGAUGUAUUUGAUUAUUAUAAGUUGAUUUGAGUAAAAUUCCAUGUUUAGAUAAUCGUUUGUAUAGAACUCUUGGAAAGAAAAUUUUUCAUUGAAUUUAAAAUGUAUAAUGUCAUUCUUUCCCCUAAAUUUAGAAUGAAAGUGAGUCUAAGAUAAGGUGUACGAAAGUUUCAUGACAAAA